AUGGCGUCUCUAAAAGAUAUCGGAGACACCCUCAGCAAGGGCAAGUCAUACGUCAUGCAUUCACAGGGCGACAAGAUUUCCGACCUCGCGAGGAAUACGGUGACCCCAGACGACAAGGGAAGACAGACUACAGACGCCGGUGUCAGGAUCACCAACCCUGAUGACUGGCUGCGCGUCACCAGCAACGACCAAAUAGGCCCUUCGUUGCUUGAGGACCAGAUCGCUCGUGAGAAAAUCCACAGGUUCGAUCAUGAGCGCAUCCCCGAGAGAGUGGUGCACGCCCGCGGCACUGCUGCACACGGAAAGUUCACUUUGCACAAGAGCAUCGAGCAUUUGACCACAGCCGGCGUGCUCACAGACACAUCGCGUGAGACACCCGUCUUCUUGCGCUUCUCCACCGUUUUGGGCAGCCGAGGAAGCGCCGAUACGGUCCGUGAUGUUCGCGGUUUCGCCGUCAAGUUCUACACGCCCGAAGGCAACUGGGACAUUGUCGGAAACAACAUCCCAGUCUUCUUCAUUCAGGACUCGAUGAAGUUUCCUGAUGUCAUCCACGCCGGCAAGCCCGAGCCAGACAACGAGGUCCCGCAAGCCCAGUCUGCACACAACAACUUCUGGGACUUUAUGUACCAGCACUCUGAGGCCACCCACAUGUUCAUGUGGGCCAUGUCGGACCGCACCAUCCCUAGGUCGUACCGCAUGAUGCAAGGUUUUGGUGUCAAUACCUACACUCUCAUCAACGCCAAGGGAGAGCGACACUUUGUCAAGUUCCACUUCACCCCGGAGCUUGGUGUGCACAGCUUGGUCUGGGACGAGGCCCUUAAGCUUGCCGGUCAGGACCCUGACUUCCACCGCAAGGACCUGAUGGAGGCCAUCGCAAACGGUGCCUUCCCACGCUGGAAGUUUGGUGUUCAGGUUCUUCCCGAGUCGCGCGAGCACGAGUUUGACUUUGACAUCCUCGAUGCCACCAAGGUUUGGCCGGAGGACCUGAUCCCCGUCGACUACAUCGGAACGCUCGAGCUCAACCGCAACAUCGACGAGUUCUUCCCGGAGACGGAGCAGGUUGCCUACUGCACUAGCCACGUCGUGCCUGGCAUCGGCUUUUCGGACGACCCGCUGCUGCAGGGUCGCAACUUCAGCUAUUUCGAUACGCAGAUUUCGCGUCUUGGCAUCAACUGGGAGGAGCUGCCCAUCAACAGGCCAGUCUGCCCAGUUCUCAGCUUCAACCGUGACGGCCAGAGCCGCCACACCAUCACCAAGGGCAAGGUCAACUAUUGGCCUAACCGGUUCGGUGUGAAUCCGCCAGCCGAUGGUGUGAAGGAGGGCGGAUAUGUCGAGCACGCCUCCAAGAUCCAGGGUAUCAAGGCACGCACCAAGAGUGCCAAGUUCCUCGACCACAUCUCGCAGGCGCAGCUUUUCUUCAACAGCAUGUCAGAUGUCGAGAAGCGCCACAUGCUGGCCGCCUUCUCCUUUGAGCUUGACCACUGCGAGGAGGAGGUUGUGUACAACAACCUUGUCUCCCGCCUCACUGAGAUUGACAUCGGUCUCGCACAGCAGGUAGCCGAGAUGGUCGGUGCUCAAAUCCCGGACAAGGCGACCAAGGAAAACAAGGGUAUCAAGGCCAAGGGCUUGAGCCAGUUUGAUUUCUUGCCCGAGAAUCCCACCGUCGCUUCACGUAAGGUUGCCAUCCUGAUCGCCGACGGCUAUGACUCGGUUCAGUUGCGCGCUGUCAAGGCCGCCCUCACAGCUGCUCAAGCUAUUCCGCUGGUGAUCGCGCCCCGACGUUCGCCCAUCUACGCUGCUGGCGAGACCAAGGGCUCCAGCGGUGCCGGCCUCAAGCCGGACCACCACCUCGAGGGCUUCCGAAGCACCAUGGUCGACGCCGUUUAUGUGCCCGGUGGUGCUGAGUCAGUCAAGACGUUGUCAAAGAACGGACGUGCCUUGCAUUACAUUCGCGAGGCAUUUGGUCAUUUGAAGGCCAUUGGAGCAUCGGGCGAGGGUGUGGAUCUCGUCAAGUUGGCUGUGACGCUUCCAGAAGUCACUGUUUCGAGCGCAGACGUGAUGGAGUCUUACGGUGUGGUCACUGUCAGGAACGUCCAAGCUGACAGCUUGAAGGAGGUUGUUGACCUGGCAAAGGGUGGAAAGGACUUUUUGGAUCAGUUCUUCCACAGCAUUGCUAUGCACAGGAACUGGGCACGAGAGGCGGAUGGAUUGAACUCCCAGGUGGCGUACUAA
Molecule: messenger RNA, 2232 nt
Organism: Pyricularia grisea
Lineage: Eukaryota; Fungi; Ascomycota; Sordariomycetes; Magnaporthales; Pyriculariaceae
Exons: 1
Coding region: 1-2232 (743 amino acids)
Biological process (GO): response to oxidative stress; hydrogen peroxide catabolic process
Cellular component (GO): cytosol
Molecular function (GO): catalase activity; heme binding
Source: RefSeq, a predicted model, not a curated record